AAAAUUUAAUUUGCGGCGUUUGAAACCUCCCUUAGACUUAAAUUAAAAUUUUGGUGGUGCAAAUCCCAAAACAAUUGUUGUCAAGCAAUCAAACGCACAGUUCUUUCUUUUUACUUUUCUGCACUAAAAUUCAAUUUCCAUUAUUUCUUUUUACUUUUCUGGCACACACAAGCCCUGAACGAAAUCUUUCCCUCUUUUUUUCCAGAAAUUUCUGCCCAUAUAGACAUUGAAAAGUAAAAAUUUCCGCCCACCGCCCACAUCACAGUGCAUGCUCUUCACUCUAACGAUUUAGGGUUGGUUUUCUCCUCCUGAAAUGGGAAGUUCUCUUUCUCUCUUUAAUCUCUUAUUGUCUUUCACUGUAACGAUUUAGGGUUCACUCUAAGUUGCGAUUUAAUGUGAUAUCCGAUUGCAAAAAUUUUUGUGCGAAAUAUUUGUGCAUUGCGAAAAUAGUUGUGCGAAAUCAGUCUCUGCAUUGCGAAAAUAGUUGAUAUCCCAUUUUAAUUCCUCUAAGUUUGAUAUUUGUGCGAUUUUAAUGUGAAUUUUAGCAAUUACAACUUGAAUUGAAGCGUGUUUGUCGUUGAAUCUCCUGACAAAAGGUACAACACGAAUUGCAGCUCUCUGCCCUCUCCUUCCUAAUCUGUUUAUAUUCGAUUUUAAUUCAUCUAGGGUUUUGAGUAUGUUUUCCUAAUAUCUUAAUUUUAGUAGUUUCUGCAUGUUAUUUGAUUUAGGUUUCUCUGCUCCAAUUUCAAUAAUUUUUGCAUGUGAUUUGAUUUAGGUUCUCUCUGCUCCUUUUUAUGAUUUUAUUAGUGCGUCGUUUGAGGUUGGUGCUGGAGCAAUCUCUUCAAAGUCAAUGAGUAAAUAUAUUAAUUGUAUAUGGAAUUUUCUGCUAACUUUUCGUACGAGUUUAGAUUUUCCCUAGACAUGGUAGUUUAUUUCUCAUACUGUAGUAUUACUACUUUUUGUUCAAGAAAUUUUGUAAAAUGUUAGCAGAAGAAUAUAUCUCUUUGAUAUAUAUGGUAGUCUUCUGGCUUGUGACUAUUUAAUUCCUCAAUUUUAUCCAUUUAUCUCCGUAGACUACUCCAAAAUGUAAACGAUUAAAGUGAGUUCAAAAGGCAUCAGCUUACAGACGUGCUUAAAGGGAAUGCAGAAACUUACCAUGUCUAGGUGUAGUUUUGUGAGUGUGCUAUUUUAUAUCAUGUUGAUUGCAUUGGUAUUUUCAUGUAGACUGCAUUAGCAAAAAAAUUGAUUCAUUUGAAUAUGUUCAUUUGAAUAUGUACUCUUAGUUUAGCACUCUUAGUUUGGUAGUAUAUAUUCAUUUGAAUAUGUUCUCAUUGUUGUUCAUGCUAGAUAACUAGCUAACUUUAUAUUCCCUUUUAUUUAGCUUAUAAAAUUGUAAAGUAUGUCUCUGAUCUUAUAAAAUUGACAAGUUACUAAAUUAUUUUUCCUCAUGAAAAUCUUGUAGGUUAUAUCAAACUCUCUUGAAUAGAAGAGUCCUUACUGGUGGCAUACAACCUGAUUUAGGGUCAUUAGCUGCACUUCUCAAAGGUUCAUCACAAGCAGGGAGAGAAGAAGAAAUGUUAGAUGAUAUGCAUGCUUCAAAUAGUAAAGACUUUUUUGAGUUGCUUAGAGAUGAAAGUCAAGAAUUGUAUAAAGGUUCCAAGUACUCAAAGCUAGAGUUUUUGUUAAAGCUAUAUCAUAUAAAGAGUUUGUCUGGGCUAAGUGACAAGGGAAUGACUAUGAUACUGGAUCUAUUGAGAGAUGCAUUUAACUUUACAAGUAUCCCUGAUUCUUUUUAUGAGGCCAAGAAAACCAUCAAAAAGCUUUGUCUUGAUUAUAUAAAGAUAGAUGAUUGUCCAAAUGACUGCAUGUUGUAAUGGGGAGAUGAUGCUAGUGAAGAAACAUGCAAGUAUUGUCACAUUUCUAGAUGGAAGCCUAAUGAGAGGGGCAAUAAUCAUCGCGUGCCUGCUACAAGUAAGAAGAAGAAAAAAACCUGCAAAAAUUUUGCGUUACUUUCCACUAAAACCAAGGUUGCAGAGAUUAUUCAUGUGUUCUAAGACUGUAGAGCAUAUGAGAUGGCAUGCGGAGGAUAGUAACAAAGAUGGAAUAAUGAGGCAUCCGAGAGAUGGUGAGGCAUGGAAGAGGUUUGAUACAAUCUUUCCUGAAUUUGCUUCUAAUCCCCGAAAUGUUCGAUUAGGCCUAGCUAGUGAUGGUUUCAAUCCUUUUGGAACGAUGAGUACUAAUUAUAGUAUUUGGCAUGUGGUUUUCGUUCCAUACAAUCUUCCACCUUGGUUGUGCAUGAAGCAACCAAAUUUAACCCUCUCAAUGAUCAUUCCAGGUCCACGUACGGCUGGUAAUAAUAUAGAUGUAUACUUACAACCCCUUAUUAAGGAGUUGAAUGAGUUAUGGUAUGAAGGUGUGGAAACUUAUGAUUCAUCGAAGAAUGAAAUGUUCAAAAUGCGAGCAGCUCUUAUGUGGACAGUUAGUGAUUUUCCUGGACUUGAUAUCUUAUCUGGUUGGAACACACAUACUGGUUUGGCAUGCCCCUCUUGUAAUUUUGACGCAGUACCUUGUCGACUUCCUCACAGUAGAAAAUGGUGCUUUAUUGGUCAUCGUCGAUUUUUGGCAAGAAAUCACAAAUUUAUAUUGAUGAGGCAUCGUUUUUUUGGAGAUGUGGAGGAGAGGAAUCCACCGAGAAAGUUAUCGGGGUCAGACAUUUUGCAACAAGUGAAAGAAAUCGAUGUUACAUUUGGAAGGCCAGUAGAGUUGAAUGCUAGAAAGAAAAGAAACAGACAAAGAAAAGAUAGGGAGGGUGCAACCUAGCAGUGGAGAAAAAAAGCAUAUUCUUCAAUCUUUCAUAUUGGGAAUUCAACUCGUUGUGCCAUAAUUUGGACGUCAUGCACAUCGAGAAAAAUGUGUUUGACAAUAUUAUAUACACUUUGCUAAUGGAUAAAGACAAAUCAAAGGAUCAUGUUAAGGCUCGAAAAGAUCUACAAGCUAUGGGUAUAAAGCGUUAUCUUUGGCCAGAUGAGAAGGAAAAUUGUCGCCUUGCUGCAUUUGAAAUUCCAAAAGAGAAGAGAGUCGCCUCCUUAAAACAUUAAAGAAUAUUUCGGUACCGGAUGGUUACUCAAGUAAUAUCUCUGAUUGUAUUGAUCCGGAUCAGAAGAGGAUCUUCGGAUUAAAAAGUCAUGAUUGUCACAUCAUCAUGGAACAAUUGUUGCCUGUUGCAAUUCGAAAUGUGCUUCCGAAUGAGGUUGUUGCAGUCUUGGUAGAGCUUUCUUCAUUUUUUAGAAAUCUUUGUUUGAAAAGUUUAAGCCUAUCUGACCUAGAGAAGCUACAAGAUCGGAUUGUACUCACACUUUCUCACUUAGCGAUUUUAUUCCCUCCAUCUUUCUUCACUACCAUAGUUCACUUAACUAUCCAUCUAGUAGAUGAAGUGAUACAAGGUGGUCCAGUACAUUAUCGAUGGAUGUAUUUUGUUGAAAGAUUGUUAGGUCAUUUCAAGUCUCUUGUAGGGAACAAAGCACAACCAGAAGGUUCUAUUGCUGAAGGUUAUAUUGUUGAAGAUGCUCUGACUCUCUGUUCUCGUUAUUUUGAGGGUAUCGAGUCAAGGAUAAAUAGGCCUAAACGUGUAAACGAUGAGCUAAAUCAUAAUAAAACCUCUGAAGUAUCAUCUUUGUUCCCUCAACAAGAUCAUGAAUCCAGAUAUAGCAAACACAAUAUCUACUGAUUUGGAGUUCUUAGCACAAGGUCAAAUGCCAGAUGCAAGAAGAUAUGCCAAGGGCCAAGCAUUACCAAAAGUUGCAAAAGUCAUAUCUUAAUGAUACGCCGCAGUUGGUAUCAUUUUUUCAACCGACACCUUUAGUCUAGGCCGCAGCACAUCAGACUGCAUCAGCUAGGGCCACAUCAUAGCCGGCCCCAUCAGUUCGGGCUGCAGCACAGCUAGCUCAUUCGAUUCAGGCCACAUCACAAUUGGAUCCAUCAGUACAGGCAUGCUCUCAGCCUACACAAUCUAAAAAGCGUCCUGGAUGUGAGUGUCCGCAACAUUGGACAGUUGAUGCAAUAGAUAUGCCAAGGGCCAAGCGUUACCAUAACUUGCGAAAGUCAGUUCAACCAACUUAUUCGGUUCAGGCCACAUCACAGCCGGCCCCAUCAGUUCGGGCUACAGCAUAGCCGACUCAUUCGGUUCAGGCCACAUCACAGCCGACCCCAUCAGUUCGGGCUACAGCACAACAGGCUCAUUCAGUUCAAGCCACGUCACAGCCGGCCCCGUCAGUUCGGGCUGCAGCACAACCGACUCAUUCAGUUUAAGCCACAUCACAUCCGGCCCCGUCAGAUCUGGCUGCAACUCAGCCGGCUCAUUCAAUUCAGGCCAUAUCACAGCCUGCCCCAUCAGUUCAGGUAGCAUCACAACCGAAACAAUCCAAAAAGCGUCCUAGACGGGAGUGUCCGCAACAUUGGACAAAUGAUGCAAUAGAUUCGCAAUGAGCUACCAAAAAACUCAAAGUAAAGGUUAAGGAUGUGAUGUAUUUAUCUGACGGAAAAUGUAUUGUGGUUGAAUUUGAUGAUAUGGAUCAACCAAUUGGAGAAGGGCAAGGUGUUCUUGCAGGCUUUUGUGGAAUUUUAGCAACCCACUGCUCCUUAUUUCCAAUUCACUUCAACAAAUGGCCAGAUUUACCUAAGUCAUACUUCAAUUGUUGCUUUGAUCAAAUUAUAAAACCACGAUUCUGUUUUAAGACAGCUGAGUUAAAUGCAUGAGCAUAUGUUUAUAGUUCUAUUGGAAAAAAAGUGGAGUUCAGGAAGGCAAAGGUUGUGGUAUGAGUUCAUUGACCCACUUAAGACCAAAGCAGAGAUUAUGGAUAAUGUUCCACCAGGGAUUCCACGGGAUCAAUGGACUUCUUAUGUUGCUUACUAUUUUAAUGAAAAGAUAAUGGAAAUGAGUAAAAGAAAUGCUGAAAUUCGGAAGAAACAAACUGUUGCACACACUGGUGGUUCCAAACCAAACUCCAGAAGAAGAGCUAAAAUGAUGGCUGAAUCUGGACAAAAACCCUGGACGAGCGCAACUCUAUCUUGCUACUCAUAAGAAGGAAGAUGGGUCAUAUAUUAAUGAAGCAGCAAGAGAAAUAUGUGAAAACAUUGAGCUAGUUGUAAGUCAAAGCGCCACAGAUGAGUCUGAAGUUUCACCAAAUGAUGUUGUUGGUAAGGUGCUAGGAAAAGAGCAUUCUGGAAGGAUAAGGUGCUUGGGGUUAGGAGCUAUCCCGAGUAAUGUUUUUAGACAAACAAGACGUCAUUUUGGAGGUAUAAAUUCUUCUAGUUGUGAUAAUGGUUUAUGUUCGUCCAAAUGCGAAGAGAAGUACAAUCAGAUUGUAAAUGCUCACAAUCAAAGCCAAGAGAACUAUACUCAAAUGAUGACUGCACACCUCCAAAUGAUGAAUGCUUUCAAGACAUAUAUGAUUAUGAAAGAAGGGACAAUACCUGAACAGUUUGCUGGGAUUUUCGUUUCUCCUCCGGCAGCAGUAAAUAAAAUCUAGCUAUAUGUAGUUUUUUAAUUUGAAAAACUAAAAGAAAAAAACUUUAAAUGCUUUUUAUUUCUUUGCAGCCAAGUGAUGCAGCUAGCGUAUCCAUUUCACCUAUGGGCGUAAGAGGAUCAUCUAUUGAUAGUAAUCUUAAUGAAAAUCAUUGAAUUUCUUUGCAAAUGUAAUAGAUGAUUAAGUAUGAUACUUUACUUGAAUGGUUGAACUAGAUAUUUUGUGUUUAAGUUUAGUAUUA
This is a messenger RNA of Nicotiana tabacum (common tobacco), 5766 nucleotides long. The record is from RefSeq and is a predicted model, not a curated record. Lineage: Eukaryota; Viridiplantae; Streptophyta; Magnoliopsida; Solanales; Solanaceae.